Molecule: messenger RNA, 1454 nt
Organism: Ixodes scapularis (black-legged tick)
Lineage: Eukaryota; Metazoa; Arthropoda; Arachnida; Ixodida; Ixodidae
Product: venom metalloproteinase antarease-like TtrivMP_A
Exons: 14
Coding region: 1-1413 (470 amino acids)
Biological process (GO): proteolysis
Molecular function (GO): metalloendopeptidase activity
Source: RefSeq, a predicted model, not a curated record
AUGAUCGUAAUUUUGGCAUUCACCGCCUUCGUGAAACCCGCAGCAACAGGUUAUGUUUCGGAGGAGUUAGUGUUCCCGAAAGUCAUCCAGGAAAGGAUAGCGAGUAGCGAAAAGGUUGUUUUUAUAAAGCCAGGCAUUUUUCUUAACUUGGAGAAAAGCCAUAUAUUGGCUGAUCAACUUAUAUUGACUGAUUCUGAAGACGACGCACUCGUCCAUACGAUCAUAAACGGAACCAAAGCAGAAGAAAAUUUGUAUCAUGACAAGUACAAGGGCUCAUCUCUCUUUCUCCAUCAAACUGGUGACGCUGUAUAUCUUAAAGGAAUGCUCACUCCAGAGUGGCAGAUCGAACCAUCGAUCACCGAGGAGCGUUCACCGAACAAUGGCGUGGCUCAUCGAGUGGCUAAAAUCCCAAAAGCACCACUCUAUUGCAAACAGAUAGCUGCGGAGGCCAAUCAUAUCCAUCACAAUGUCGUCACUGAAAGCCGACAGCUACCCGAACUCGUCACCCCAGAAGUGUACGUGAUCUCCGACUAUCGCCACAAUCAAGCCUUCACACACUCGGAUCUGGUGGCGUAUAUGGCGGCGCUAUUCAACGCCGUCAACCUGAGGUUUGCAAGCAUUUCAAAACCUUCCGUGCGUCUACGUCUCGUUGGAAUACAACGGGGAACGCCUGAAACAGAAAUCUACAUGAAGAAACAUCUCGGUCACACCCUCGGCACGGAAUCUCUACUGAGGCUUCGAAACUACGUGAACUACGGCUACGUCCAUGGUAAUCCCGACAUGGUGUAUCUCAUGACAGGGAAGAAAAUAGCAACAUUGAAAAACGGUCGAAUGUCCACUCGAGUUUCCGGGCUGGCCUACGUGGGCGGUCUUUGUUGGUCCACGAAAGUGGCCAUCGGAGAGGACAUUCCUCUCUCGUACAAAGGAGUCCACAUCGCGGCGCACGAGAUAGCCCACCUGCUCGGAGCUGUGCACGACGGCAGCGGUCCCAUCAGCUACAUACCAGGCCACCCCGGAGCGAAGAAAUGCCCUUGGUCUGACGGCUACAUCAUGAGCUACAUAGACAGUGGCGAGAAGAACUUUCGCUUCUCUGUGUGUACCAAUGAACAAAUUCGAAUUCUUUUAAGGAACAGAGACGAACGCUGCAUCGGUCUUUCUUCCGAGCAGGACCUCACAAGCAAAAGCAGCAAACUUCCAGGACAAACAAUUUCAGGCUCCACGUUUUGUGAAGCCAGGUAUCCAUCCUGGGAGGACGUAAAAUACCGUGUGCUUCCUGGAAUGGAGAAAAAAUGCCUCUUCCAUUGUUGUGGGCCCACUGACGAAAAUGGAGCCGCAGUGUGCCAGCAGCACCCUGCUCUUGAUGGCAUGAGUUGCGAGAAGGAGAAGAUAUGCAAGAACGGCAUCUGUACCUGACGUCGAAACAAGAAGGAGGAUGACAACUGACAUGACUCUGC